CGGGAGGCGCGGCGUUGCUUUACGGCCGAGGCCGCGUUCUGAGCCCCGAUUGGCUCCGCCGGGACCGCGCCGGGCUCGGAUUGGCCCCGCGCGGGGGGCCGGACGGCGGACGGUGCGAGCGGCGGCGGCUCCAGCACCGGCACCAUGUUGCCUCUGUCUCUGCUGAAGACAGCACAGAACCACCCCAUGCUGGUGGAGCUGAAGAAUGGGGAGACUUAUAACGGGCACCUGGUGAGCUGUGACAAUUGGAUGAACAUAAACCUGCGGGAGGUGAUCUGCACGUCCCGGGAUGGAGACAAGUUCUGGAGGAUGCCCGAGUGCUACAUCCGUGGCAGCACGAUUAAAUACCUGCGUAUCCCUGAUGAGAUAAUUGACAUGGUGAAGGAAGAGGUGGUGUCCAAGGGCAGAGGCCGUGGCGGGAUGCAACAGCAGAAGCAACAGAAGGGCCGUGGCGUUGGAGGUGCCGGACGAGGUGUGUUUGGUGGCCGUGGCCGAGGAAUACCAGGCAGUGGAAGAGGCCAACAGGAAAAGAAGCCAGGCAGACAAUCGGCGAAGCAGUGAGAGUUUGCCGCUGCCGU
Molecule: messenger RNA, 578 nt
Organism: Cuculus canorus (common cuckoo)
Lineage: Eukaryota; Metazoa; Chordata; Aves; Cuculiformes; Cuculidae
Gene: LSM4
Product: LSM4 homolog, U6 small nuclear RNA and mRNA degradation associated
Exons: 5
Coding region: 145-561 (138 amino acids)
Biological process (GO): spliceosomal snRNP assembly; P-body assembly; mRNA splicing, via spliceosome
Cellular component (GO): P-body; U6 snRNP; spliceosomal tri-snRNP complex
Molecular function (GO): U6 snRNA binding
Source: RefSeq, a predicted model, not a curated record